Molecule: messenger RNA, 1647 nt
Organism: Fusarium redolens
Lineage: Eukaryota; Fungi; Ascomycota; Sordariomycetes; Hypocreales; Nectriaceae
Exons: 3
Coding region: 151-1476 (441 amino acids)
Cellular component (GO): nucleus
Source: RefSeq, a predicted model, not a curated record
UGAGUUGUAGCACGAAGCUUCAGAUUGUCUGUGACUAUCACCGCCGUUGAUGAAGACAACUGAUUAUGUAUUGUGGCGAGCCGUUGCUAAGCUUCGGGCUCCAUCCUAGCCCUGCGACAGCCCACAUGCGUCAGAAACCGAUUGUGCCCGAUGUAUGAUCGCACUUGGGGUUGCAAUUUACUAACAUCGUGGUCUUAUAGUAUUAUGAUGGCAGGCACGUCACCUUUCGGAACUCACCAGUCUCCUUCCUUUCACUCUUCUUCCUAUUUGCCCAAGUUGGAGGCCAACUUCAUGCGAGAUUUCACCUGCUGCGGCAAGAUCCUGCCUAAUCUCCACGACUUGCUGCAACAUUACGAGGAAGCCCACACGCAACCUAGCCCGAACACAGCCCGAAAUAAUGCCUUUUCUCAAUUCUCUCAGCUGGGCCUGCCCAACGCCCCUCGGAUGUCCAUGUCUCGAGCUGGGUCAGCAGCGCCAGGCGGCAGUUCCCUCGCAACGAGCCAACUAGGACAACAUAACCGCGGCCAACAGGCCUCCCAUGAUACGCAUGGAAGCUCUGCAAUGGCGUCAAACCUGAAUGAUGAGAUGGAUGCUGUUGCAGAUAUGGAAAUGGACGAUGCUGUAGGCACGAUGGAGAUGGACGAUAGCCAGCGAAUGUCCCAAACAAGGCAACUUUUUGGUCAGCAACAGAGGCCCGAGCUGAACAUGAACACCUCUGGUCUUACACAGGGCCUACGGACCUCUCAGCCACCCACUCCCGCUGCCGCAAGUUUUGGCCUGCAGAACAACCCCACAGUCUCUUCCGUUAAUACACCUACUCUUACGACACAAGGACAAGUACCACACACCCAGCAAGUCGAUAUGGAGGAAGACCUACCUGGUAUGCCCAUGGGUGGCAACACGAACGAUAUCGGCGAUAUGAGCUUUGGCGGAAACCAGAACAAUAGCGAUUCAAACUUUUGCAUAAACGAUCCUGGGAAACACCUUUUCAGCUCCACUGGGGCUUUCCCUGCUGCCAACCGUUCCAUUCAGGCACAAUUGCAACAGCUAGGAAUUAACCAAGCCCAGUUGAACGACCCACAGGCCAACAAGAUUCUCAUGCAGCGUUUGCAGAGCAUGAUGAUGCCUGAAGAGCACAAGCCGUUCAAAUGUCCAGUCAUUGGUUGCGAGAAGGCGUACAAAAACCAGAACGGUCUCAAAUACCACAAAACUCAUGGCCAUCAAACUCAACAACUUCAUGAGAAUGGAGACGGUACCUUUUCUAUCGUCAACCCAGAAACCAGUGCCCCUUACCCCGGAACAUUGGGAAUGGAGAAGGAGAAGCCUUUUAGCUGUGAAACAUGCGGCAAACGAUAUAAAAACUUGAAUGGACUAAAAUACGCACAUUCCCUUCCAUGCAAUCCUGACUUCAAGCUUCAGGCUCUUGCAGCGGGUAUGAACUUGCCGGGAAUAGGAGAAGACCAAAUGAUGCAAUAGUAUACAGCACGCUGUCAAGACCUUGUCUGAAAGCAUUGAGGAAGUCAAACUUCUAUACUUACGAGCGACGUCUUGGAUCUCGGCAGCUGAAUUCAGUGCAAAUGCUGGUACUAACUCUCGGCUCUUUCCGGGCUACCAUAUCGAUCUUAUAUGCGCUCUCGGUGUCUCUUU